AUGGCUGAACAACGCAGAGGACCUGGGAGACCCAGAAGGAAUCGAAUUCCUAAUCCGCCUGAAAUUCCAAUUCCCAAUCCAGCUGGUGAUGCCAAUACACCUUGGUUGCAGAUGAUGCAACAAAUGCAACAACAGAACCAGACGAUGAUGCAAAUGAUGCAAGGUAUGCAAGGGAAUCAACAACAACAACCAGCUGCUCCUGUUCCUCCAGUUCCUAAUGGGCCAGAUUUUCGUGCUUUCUUUCGGAUGACUCCUCCAGAGUUUGCAGGUAGCCUAGAUCAUAUUGUAGCCCAUGAUUGGUUGUAUAGCAUGGAGAGGAUAUUCCAGGCUAUUCAGUGCACUGAGGAGGAAAAGGUUAUUUUUGCUGCUCAGAAACUCAAGGGUCCUGCAGGUAGGUGGUGGGAUACUGCCUCCACUCGCUUCACUUCUCAAGGGAUUCCUAAGGAUUGGGAACAUUUCAAGACCGCUUUCUUAGAGAAGUACUUCCCUAACAGCAUCCGUGCCCAGAAAGAAAGAGAGUUCCAGUUAUUCAAGCAAGGAAAUCUCACUGUUUCUGAAUAUGCUGAAAAAUUUGAGGACAUGGCUGCUUAUUCCAGACAAGCUGUUUAUGCACCAGAUGAGUUAUGGAAGAUUGAUCAGUUUUUGUUUGGCCUUAAUGCUGAUAUUGCCCACAGUGUGUCUCAGAGGGAGUUCACUACUUAUGCUGAGUGUCUCCGACAAUGUUAUGUUGCUGAAAACAGUCUGAAGAGGGUUAAGGAAGAAAGGGAGCAAAACCGACCUUUUUGCCAAAACCAAGGGAAAGUGAGCCAAUUCUUGAAGCCUCGUAACUCUCCUCCAGCAAUGAAACCCGCUUAUGUCAACCGUUCAACUCAGCCUCCUUGGUGUAACAAAUGUAGGAGAAAACACCAUGGAAACUGUAGAAGCGGUCCAAUGAAGUGUUACAAGUGUGGACAGGAAGGUCAUCUCCGGCCUAACUGCCCUAGGCCAGACAUUCCUGAGAAGACCACUGGGCGAGUGUAUACCUUGGAUGCUCGAAAGGCUCAAGGGAACACAAGUCUUGUUGCUGGUACGUGUUUUAUAAAUAACCAACCUUGUUUUGUUCUUGUAGAUUGCGGAGCAACGCAUUCUUUUAUUUCUAAUUCUUGUGUGCGCCGACUCGGAUUUGAGGCUACUAGUCUUUCUGUUCCUAUGUUGAUUUCAUCUGCCACGGAUGAUGUGGUCGAAGCCUUGGAGAUUUGUAGAGAUUGUUCAGUCACUUUCAACGACCGAAGGUUCUCUAUUGAUCUUAUUUGCUUGCCUCUAAAGAAGAUUGAUGUAGUACUGGGCAUGGAUUGGUUGUCGGCCAACUCAGUAUACAUUGGUUGCAAGGAGAAGGCUAUCUUUAUUCCUGCAGAAGAGACUGCUCCUAUUGAUGCGAUUGGGAAUCUAAUCGAAGGUACAAUUAACCUGAUUAGUUGUCUCUAUGUUCAGGAGAGAUCUUUUCUUUUAGCUCUCACCGCAGAAUCUGAAACCAAGAAAGAUAUAUCAAAUAUUCCUGUCGUUUCUCCAGUUUCUAUUGCUCCAUAUCGAAUGUCUCCUGCAGAGUUGAGAGAAUUGAAGAGUCAGUUAGAGGAGUUGAUAGCAAAACAUUUUAUCAGACCAAGUGUCUCUCCUUGGGGUGCUCCGGUGUUAUUGGUCAAGAAGAAGGAUGGUAGUAUGCGCUUGUGCAUUGAUUAUCGACAACUCAACAAAGUGACCAUAAAGAACAAGUCGGGAUAUCAUCCAAUUCGGGUGAAGAAUUCCGAUGUAUCGAAGACCGCAUUCAGAACGCGGUAUGGCCACUAUGAAUUCUUGGUUAUGCCGUUUGGAGUGACCAAUGCCCCUGCUGUCUUUAUGGACUACAUGAACCGUGUGUUCCAACCAUAUUUGGACCAGUUUGUGGUGAUAUUCAUAGACGACAUUUUAAUAUAUUCUAAGACGGUGGAUGAGCAUAUGGAACACUUGAGGAUUGUGUUGUCAGUUCUUCGAGAGAAACAAUUAUUUGCAAAGUUGAGUAAGUGUGAAUUCUGGAUGUCCGAGGUGAAGUUCCUUGGACAUGUCAUUUCUGGUGGCGGUGUGGCUGUGGAUCCGUCAAAGGUAGAAGCAGUGAUUAAUUGGGAACGACCUAAGAAUGCAAGUGAAGUUCGGAGUUUCCUUGGAUUAGCAGGUUACUAUCGGCGGUUCAUUAUGGGAUUCUCAAAGCUAGCUCUACCUAUGACCCGACUUACGAGGAAGGAAGUUACUUUUGAGUGGAAUUCCGAUUGUGAGCGGAGUUUCCAAAGGUUGAAGAAGAAGUUGACUACUGCUCCGGUAUUGAUAAUUGAAGAUCCGGAUAAAUCCUAUGAAGUUUUCUGUGACGCAUCAAAGAAAGGAUUAGGUGGUGUCUUAAUGCAAGAAGGUCAAGUUGUGGCUUAUGCAUCUAGACAACUAAGAUCUCAUGAAGAGAAUUAUCCUACUCAUGACCUUGAACUUGCGGCUAUUGUGUUUGCACUUAAAAAAGAACUGAAUAUGCGUCAGAGGAGGUGGAUGGAGUAUUUGAAAGACUUUGAUUUUGAUUUGAGGUAUCAUCCAGGAAAGGCUAAUAAGGUUGCAGAUGCCUUGAGCAGAAAGGAGAUUCAUGUAGCGGAGUUGAUGAUGAUGGAAUUCAAUUUGAUGGAAGAAUGUAGGAAUCUCAGUUUGCAGUUUGUGUGGGCACCUACGGGUGUGUUGAUUAGUAAUCUCAAUGUUGAGAAUGUUUUGCGAGAAAGAAUCUUCCAAGCUUAA
This is a messenger RNA of Vicia villosa (hairy vetch), 2781 nucleotides long. RefSeq lists its product as uncharacterized. Lineage: Eukaryota; Viridiplantae; Streptophyta; Magnoliopsida; Fabales; Fabaceae. The record is from RefSeq and is a predicted model, not a curated record. Gene Ontology annotation, molecular function: zinc ion binding; nucleic acid binding. The transcript has 4 exons. The coding region runs from base 1 to 2781 and encodes 926 amino acids.